AGGAACCACUCAGAUUCCUGUCACUUCUCAAGGCAUCUCCGUCGUGAACAUGGCCCUGCCACCCUUCUUCGGCCAGGGUCGCCCAGGCCCACCGCCCCCGCAGCCGCCGCCUCCUGCUCCUUUCGGCUGUCCGCCACCGCCGCUGCCCUCCCCGGCUUUCCCGCCGCCUCUCCCCCAGAGGCCCGGCCCUUUUCCGGGGGCCUCCGCCCCCUUCCUUCAGCCUCCGCUGGCUCUGCAGCCCCGAGCCUCCGCGGAGGCCUCCCGUGGCGGAGGCGGCGCUGGCGCCUUCUACCCGGUGCCACCACCGCCGCUGCCUCCUCCGCCGCCCCAGUGUCGGCCCUUCCCGGGGACUGACGCCGGCGAGCGGCCGCGGCCACCGCCUCCCGGCCCGGGGCCGCCCUGGAACCCGCGGUGGCCUGAGGCGCCGCCGCCGGCCGACGUGCUCGGCGAUGCAGCCCUCCAGCGCCUGCGCGACCGGCAGUGGCUGGAGGCGGUGUUCGGGACCCCGCGGCGGGCUGGCUGUUCGGUGCCCCAGCGCACGCAUGCCGGGCCCAGCCUUGGCGAAGUGCGCGCGCGAUUGCUAGGGGCUCUGCGCCUGGUGCGGCGGCUGCGCGGCCUGAGCCAGGCCCUGCGCGAGGCCGAAGCCGACGGCGCGGCCUGGGCCCUGCUGUAUUCCCAGACCGCGCCGCUGCGCACGGAACUGGCCGAGCGGCUACAGCCGUUGACCCAGGCUGCCUAUGUGGGCGAGGCGCGGAGGAGGCUGGAGAGGGUCCGGCGCCGCCGGCUGCGGCUUCGCGAGAGGGCCCGGGAACGCGAGGCCGAGCGGGAGGCAGAGGCCGCGCGGGCAGUGGAACGCGAGCAGGAGAUUGACCGCUGGAGGGUGAAGUGUGUGCAGGAGGUGGAGGAGAAGAAGCGGGAGCAGGAACUCAAAGCAGCUGCUGAUGGUGUACUAUCUGAAGUGAGGAAAAAACAAGCAGAUACCAAAAGAAUGGUGGACAUUCUUCGGGCUUUGGAGAAAUUGAGGAAACUGAGGAAAGAGGCUGCAGCGAGGAAAGGGGUCUGUCCUCCAGCCUCAGCAGAUGAGACUUUUGAGCAUCAUCUUCAGCGACUGAGAAAACUCAUUAAAAAGCGCUCUGAACUGUAUGAAGCUGAAGAGAGAGCCCUCAGAGUUAUGCUGGAAGGAGAACAAGAAGAAGAGAGGAAAAGAGAAUUAGAGAAGAAACAAAGAAAAGAAAAAGAGAAAAUUUUACUUCAGAAACGUGAAAUUGAGUCCAAGUUGUUUGGGGAUCCAGAUGAGUUCCCACUUGCCCACCUCUUGGAGCCUUUCCGACAGUAUUACCUCCAAGCCGAGCACUCCCUGCCAGCGCUCAUCCAGAUCAGGCAUGAUUGGGAUCAGUACCUGGUGCCAUCCGAUCAUCCCAAAGGCAACUUCGUUCCCCAAGGAUGGGUCCUUCCCCCGCUCCCCAGCAACGACAUCUGGGCAACUGCUGUUAAGCUGCAUUAGUAAAGAUGCUCCAGGAGUGUGGUCCAGCCAACGCUCUUUCCAGCUGUAAAUAUUAGCGAUGGUGCCAUCUUUUGCUGUAGACUAAACUGCAACUUCUAAAUUCCAUGUGGCAUUCCCCUACCCUGAAGUUAUGCUUUCUUUCUGUGCUCUGUGCUGGCCAGAGGUGCCUCUUGAAUCAGAUUAAUGUGGUUCUUCAGGAAAGGACUUAGGUGAACUGAGGUUUUUACCACAGGCAGUGAAUGACCUUGGUUCACCAAAUUUGCCUCUGUUUUGAGGGGCUUGGUCCAGAGUGACUUGUUAAUUUACUCUAACUUCCCUGUGUGUUGAUGGGUAAGUACACUCAAACACUGAAUACAGGUGUGCAAUGGGUA
Molecule: messenger RNA, 1875 nt
Organism: Nomascus leucogenys (northern white-cheeked gibbon)
Lineage: Eukaryota; Metazoa; Chordata; Mammalia; Primates; Hylobatidae
Gene: PDCD7
Product: programmed cell death 7
Source: RefSeq, a predicted model, not a curated record